Molecule: messenger RNA, 1254 nt
Organism: Aedes albopictus (Asian tiger mosquito)
Lineage: Eukaryota; Metazoa; Arthropoda; Insecta; Diptera; Culicidae
Product: acyl-CoA-binding domain-containing protein 6
Exons: 2
Coding region: 145-417 (90 amino acids)
Biological process (GO): proteolysis
Molecular function (GO): aspartic-type endopeptidase activity; fatty-acyl-CoA binding; RNA binding
Source: RefSeq, a predicted model, not a curated record
UUCGUCGCGCUGCACCAAAACGUCAAAGCAAAGAACUCGCGAGAGAAAAAAAAACACGCCGCCUGUCUGCAGCUGAACACAAAAUCGAAUGUGGUGAUCGCGUGUGCUUGCUUUCUUAGAUUUUCCUUUACUUUCUCAAGGGUCAUGGCCUCUGGAGCUGCCGCCGCCGCCACAUCGCGUUCGCUGAAAAUCUUCGUCGGAAACCUGCCCUGGACAGUGGGACACCGGGAGUUGCGUAACUAUUUUGGCCAGUUCGGCAAAAUCAGCUGGGCUCAAGUGAUCUUCGACCGUCGCACCGGUGUGUCCAAGGGAUACGGAUUCGUGUCGUUCCAGAAGCGGACGGCGCUCGAAAAUCUGGACAAGAAGCAGAAGCAUGUGCUAGAACAGUCGCCGAUUUUCUACCAACAGUCGGAAUAAGGAGGGAAGCUGUUGGUGUGUUUGGUGAAUGUGAGUGAUUGUGGAAGUGGGACUUAGAUUGUUAUUUAGUUAGUUUAGUUUCGAAAAUGUCUGAUUUGGAAGACGAAGUAGACUUGCUGGAGGAGGAAUUUACGAGGGCGACGAAGUUUAUCGAGGGGAGUCAUGAUCAAUUCGAGCAAAAGCAUCUGCUGAAGUUCUACGGGUUCUAUAAGCAAGCGACUAGUGGAAAGUGUAAUGUGCCGAAGCCGGGGAUAUUCAAUAUUUCCGGUCGGGCCAAAUGGUCAGCCUGGAACGAGCUAGGAACUUUGACCAGAGAAGCAGCCAUGCAGGGGUACAUCCAGCAUUUAAGUAGUUUGAAGCCGGAGUGGAAUCAGCACGGCGACGGCGAUGGGUUCAAACCCAAAGGGACGUCGUGGGUAUCAGUUUCGACCUUUGCCCAGGAAGAGGAUGAUCUCGAAGCGGGGGAGAAAACCAUAAUUGACUUUAUCAAAGAAGGCAAUCUGGAGGAAGUGAGGAAAGCAGUAACCAGUGAUGAAAUUGAGGCGGUCAUCAAUGAACUGGACGAUGAAGGCCUGGGGAUGAUCCACUGGGCUGCCGACCGAGGGAAUAUCGAUAUUCUCCAGUUGAUCACCAAAGUGCCUGCGGCCAAUGUUAAUCUGCGGGAUUCCGGCGGACAAACUGCCCUCCAUUAUGCAUCGAGCUGUGGAAAUCACCAAUGUGUGCGGUUGCUGGUGGAUUCCGGAGCGGAUAGGACCGUGCCAGACGACGAGGGAGAAACCUGUUUGGAUGUGGCUUUCGAUGACGAAAUUAAAGCGAUGCUGAUGUGAGUACCACGAA